This is a messenger RNA of Melozone crissalis (California towhee), 1399 nucleotides long. RefSeq names its product ELAV like RNA binding protein 3 (gene ELAVL3). The transcript is spliced from 10 exons. The record is from RefSeq and is a predicted model, not a curated record. Gene Ontology annotation, cellular component: ribonucleoprotein complex. The coding region runs from base 1 to 1191 and encodes 396 amino acids. Gene Ontology annotation, molecular function: RNA binding. NCBI's taxonomy places the organism in Eukaryota, Metazoa, Chordata, Aves, Passeriformes, Passerellidae.
AUGGUGACGAUCCUGAGCACGGUGGAGGCGCAGAUCCUGAGCACGGUGGAGGCGCAGGCUCCCAGCGCCGCGAUCCUGAGCACCGUGGAGGCGCAGGCUCCCAGCGCCGCGGGGCCCUCGGGCUGCGGCCCCGUGCCCGUGCCCGUGCCCGUGGUGGCCGUGCCCGGCCCGGGGGUGGCGGCGGCGCUGCCCAACGGGGCCCCCCCGGGUCCCCCGCCCGUGGCCGACGACAGCAAAACGAACCUGAUCGUGAAUUACCUGCCGCAGUCCAUGAGCCAGGAGGAGCUGAGGAGCCUCUUCGGCAGCCUGGGCGACAUCGAGUCCUGCAAGCUGGUCCGGGACAAGGUCACCGGGCAAAGCCUGGGCUACGGCUUCGUCAACUACGUGGAGGCCGGCGACGCCGACCGGGCCAUCGGGGCCCUCAACGGGCUCAAGCUGCAGACCAAGACCAUCAAGGUGUCCUACGCCCGGCCCAGCUCGGCGUCCAUCCGCGACGCCAACCUGUACGUGAGCGGGCUGCCCAAGGCCAUGGGGCAGAAGGAGAUGGAGCAGCUCUUCUCGCAGUACGGCCGCAUCAUCACCUCGCGCAUCCUCGUGGACCAGGUCACAGGUGUGUCGCGGGGCGUGGGCUUCAUCCGCUUCGACAAGCGCGUGGAGGCGGAGGAGGCGGUGCGGGGCCUGCACGGGCAGAAGCCGCUGGGCGCGGCCGAGCCCAUCACGGUCAAGUUCGCCAACAGCCCCGGGCAGAAAUCGGGGGGGGCCCUGCUGAGCCUGUGCCCCGGGGCCCGGCGCUACGGGGCGCUGCACCCCCCCCCGCAGCGCUUCCGCCUGGACAAUUUGCUGAACGUGGCCUACGGGGUGAAGAGGUUCUCCCCGCUGGCCAUCGAGGCGGUGCCGGCGCUGGCCGGGGUGGGCCUGGGCGCCCCCGGGCCGGGCUGGUGCAUCUUCGUCUACAACCUGGCGCCCGAGGCGGACGAGAGCGUCCUGUGGCAGCUCUUCGGGCCCUUCGGCGCCGUCACCAACGUCAAGGUGAUCCGCGACUUCGCCACCAACAAGUGCAAGGGCUUCGGCUUCGUCACCAUGACCAACUACGAGGAGGCGGCCAUGGCCAUCGCCAGCCUCAACGGCUACCGCCUGGGCGAGCGCGUGCUGCAGGUGUCCUUCAAGACCACCAAGCAGCACAAGGCCUGAGGGACCUUCAGGGACCCCCAUGGGCACCAUGGAAGAACUCAGCUGGAGACCUCGGGGACCUUGAGGGACCUUGAGGGACCUUGAGGGACACCAUGGACACCAUGGAGAUGGAGAGACCCACAUGAAGACCUGGAGACCUCAGGGUCCCCCCCAUGGACACCAUGGAGACCACGGAGAAAUCCAACUGGAGACCUUGGGGACCUUGGGG